Molecule: messenger RNA, 1217 nt
Organism: Diospyros lotus (date-plum)
Lineage: Eukaryota; Viridiplantae; Streptophyta; Magnoliopsida; Ericales; Ebenaceae
Exons: 4
Coding region: 235-1035 (266 amino acids)
Source: RefSeq, a predicted model, not a curated record
AGCCUCUUGCUGGCAAGGCAUGAGGUGUGAAACGCGAAGCUUGAUCACCCAAUCGUCUCGUCUAUCCUCUUGAAGAAGACGCACUUACUUUCCCUAUAUAUAUGUACUCCUGCUGCCUGCGGCUUCCGGCGUGUUUGUGCAAUACGCUCCUCUUCCUGCUUGCCCCCUUAUUCUCUUUCUGAAUUUGAUCCCGGUUGUUGAGGGCUUAGUUCUUCGAUUAAAGUUUCGUCGAUCAUGGAAAAUUCUGGAAAGAAGGUUUUGCUCACCUCCAAUUGCGAUGAGAUUUCUCUCAACAUUGCCCAGCAUCUGGCAAAACGCGGUUGCAGAUUGGUUCUGAUGGGAAAGGAGCAGAGGCUUAGGAUUGCCGCAGAGAAGAUAAAUAGCUCGUUGAACGGCGUGGCUGUUGUCGAAGUAGUUGGAUUAGAUAUGGAAGAGGAGAGAGAGGCGGUUUUCGAUGAAGCGGUCGAUAAGGCGUGGCAGAUUCUUGGGAACUUGGACUCUUUUGUCGAUUGCUACUCUUAUGAAGGAAAAUCGCAGGAUCCUCUUCAGUUGGCUGAAGAUGAAUUCAAAAAGAUUGUUAAAAUAAAUUUCAUGGCUGCAUGGUACUUGUUGAAAGCUGUUGGCAGGAGAAUGCGUGAUCACAAAUCAGGAGGAUCCAUUGUAUUUUUGACCUCAAUAAAUGGUGGUGAGAGAGGCAUAUAUCCAGGAGCUGCUGCUUAUGGUUCAUGUUUAGCAGGAGUGCAGCAAUUAGUUAGGACAUGUGCCAUGGAGAUUGGGAAGUACAAUAUCAGGGUCAAUGGAAUCGCGCGUGGCUUGCACCUGCACGACGAGUUCCCGUUAUCAGUGGGGACGGAAAGGGCAGAGAAGCUGGUGAAGGACGCAGCCCCACUCAACAGAUGGCUUGAUGUGAAAAACGACUUGGCUUCCACGGUCAUCUAUUUGAUAAGUGAUGGAUCCCGCUACAUGACUGGCACCACCAUAUUUGUUGACGGAGGCCAGUCAUUAACAAGGCCCCGGAUGCGAUCCUUUAUGUAGCAGAACGAAAGAACAUCCAUCAACAGGUGCUAUGCAGCAAAAACCAUCCCAAGUCUGAUUCAAAUGCUACAGAAACUUUUUAAGAUUUGCCAGUUUUGUUGAUGUUAUGUUUUAGUGCCCAUAUAAAUGAAUAAAUAUUUCCUUCAAUAUCUCUCAAUUAAAUUCCCUUUUUCUUUGUGUUA